AUGGAAUUAACAAAAAAAAAAUUGGUAGAUUUUGUGGGUGAAAUUUUACAACUGGUUAGAGUGGGGGCAGCAAUUUUGUUUUUUUUAGGGUACAAAAAUAUUUUAGAUUGGCCACUUAUUGUUUUUGAAUCUUUGACGGUUAAUUACAGAUGGUUUCCUUUUUUUUUUUUUCUUUCUUUGAUAGUGCAAUGGCAAUUAAUUGUUGAAUCAGUUGAUGAUAGCUGUUUUUUUUAUUGUAGAGUAUUUACUGUUGGCCUACAUCAACAUGGAACACAUCAUAAACGGUUAACACUGGUGUUCACAUCGUUAGAACGUGAAGAUGCUGGAAAUUAUAUUUGUGAAGCUAGAGAUGUUGCUGGUAUUACCUUCACAAAAACAGUACUUGUUGUUCCAUUAGGUAAACACACAGACUGUUGUUGUAUGGUUCAAUUUGUGACUGAAGUAAAAAGAAGAAUGUUGGAGUUGAAAACUGGAACAAAUUUGAUGAUUUAUUUUUCAUUAAACUUUGAGGUUUUAUUCACAUUGUUAAUAAUUGAUUUCAUUGAGUAG
Enterobius vermicularis (human pinworm) is the source of this 549-nucleotide messenger RNA. The record is from the annotation of a GenBank genome assembly. Lineage: Eukaryota; Metazoa; Nematoda; Chromadorea; Rhabditida; Oxyuridae.